Messenger RNA from Hevea brasiliensis (rubber tree), 910 nucleotides. RefSeq names its product ubiquitin-conjugating enzyme E2-23 kDa. Gene Ontology annotation, biological process: ubiquitin-dependent protein catabolic process; protein polyubiquitination. Lineage: Eukaryota; Viridiplantae; Streptophyta; Magnoliopsida; Malpighiales; Euphorbiaceae. The transcript is spliced from 6 exons. The record is from RefSeq and is a predicted model, not a curated record. Gene Ontology annotation, cellular component: nucleus. Bases 153 to 704 code for a protein of 183 amino acids. Gene Ontology annotation, molecular function: ubiquitin conjugating enzyme activity.
GUUGCUAUUCUUUUUUAGUGGUUGAUGUCCGAACCAUUGUUGCUUCUUCUCUCAGUUGGACAAGCAAACUCCAUUUUCUCUUUUUUUUUUUUUCUCAGACUCUCCCUCUGAAGCGGUGAACGAAAAGCGAACGAAGUUGGAAGAAGGAAACCAUGUCGUCACCAAGCAAACGCAGAGACAUGGACUUGAUGAAAUUGAUGAUGAGUGACUACAAAGUUGAGAUGAUAAAUGAUGGCAUGCAAGAUUUCUAUGUUCAUUUCCAUGGACCCAAUGACAGUCCUUAUCAUGGAGGUGUGUGGAGGAUAAGAGUUGAGCUUCCAGAUGCUUAUCCAUACAAAUCUCCCUCGAUAGGCUUUGUUAACAAGAUCUAUCACCCAAAUGUUGAUGAAAUGUCUGGCUCAGUUUGUUUGGACGUUAUCAAUCAGACUUGGAGUCCCAUGUUUGAUCUGGUAAAUGUAUUUGAGGUAUUUCUACCACAGCUUCUUUUGUAUCCUAACCCCUCAGACCCAUUGAAUGGAGAGGCAGCGGCUUUGAUGAUGCGUGACCGGUCUGCUUAUGAACAGAAAGUUAAAGAAUACUGUGAGAAAUAUGCCAAGCCAGAAGACAUAGGGGCUGCCCCAGAGGACAAAUCUAGCGAUGAGGAGCUAAGUGAGGACGAAUACGAGUCUCAAGAUGAGGAGAUGGCGGGCCAAGCAGAUCCAUAGCAGUUGGUCAUCAAUCCUCUCAACUGUUAUAUCUGUACAUGAUGGUGAUGUUUUUAGCUUUACAGUAUGAACUUAUUGGGCAGGAAAUGAAGUAUUUCCUAGCCUCUGUUUUUACUUCCCUUUGUAAAUUAAUGCAUCAUUGCUUCACGUUCCACCCCCAGUCAUUUGACAUUGUUAAUUCAUCGAGUGGUCUCAUUUCUAUUGCA